Molecule: messenger RNA, 1654 nt
Organism: Aphanomyces astaci
Lineage: Eukaryota; Oomycota; Saprolegniomycetes; Saprolegniales; Verrucalvaceae
Exons: 6
Coding region: 56-1654 (532 amino acids)
Molecular function (GO): ferric iron binding; ferrous iron binding; acid phosphatase activity
Source: RefSeq, a predicted model, not a curated record
GCAACGUGACCUCGUCUGUGGUGUACUAGAGUCCAAAAGCUACACGGAAACAACCAUGCUACCAGCGCCCGAAGAGAUUUCCUCUCGUCCUCGCCGAAGAGCCGGUCGUAUCGUGCUAGGCGUGGCCGCAUUGGCGUUGAUCGGGGGCGGUGCGGCCGCGGCGGUGGUCCUCACCCAGUCCAAGGGCACCACGACGCCUACGUCGGAGGGCAGCAGCAGCCAAAACAAACCGCCGUCGUCGCUGAUUGGGGGAGCUGCGGCGACGACGUUGUUGCCCAGUGGAGGAGGCAACCUUCGCCCCAGCACUACGCCUGUGAUCAAGGGCCCCACAAAGUCAAACCCUGAAACCGAUCCUGUUUUAGUGACCAUGUUGGCGAUCGGAGACUGGGGCAGCACCAACGGCAAGGGGGACGACGGCACGAAUCCCGGGUCGUGUUGUUCCAGAGACAAAGUGUCCGAAGAGGUGAAAACGAACGAACCUCGGUACAAAGUGGAUUUCCGCUCCCAGCAGCACGUGGCCAAGCUGUUGGCCCAAUCAGCGUUGGAACUCAAACCCAAAGCCAUUCUCGGGCACGGUGACAACAUUUACUGGAACGGCGUCGGCAAAGACGACGUCAAGGCACGCAUGGACGAAACCUUUGACAAAGUAUACAGUGACGUGGCGCUCUUAAACGUGCCCUGGUACAACGUCGCUGGCAACCACGACGUCGGCGGGUCCGUAUACCUUUGUGGGGACCGUGAUGGGGCCUUUCGCGAGUGCAAAAGCGUGGCGGAAAUGCUCGACGCGUUGGACUCCAAGUUUAAUCUCCAGCGCGAUUACAAGUCGUCCCACAACAACCGAUGGAUCAUGGAAGGACAUUAUUAUGUGAAAACGGUCAAGCAACAAGGCGUGACAAUUGACAUUUUCAACUUGGACACGAACGAAGCGAGUGCCCACGGCGCAACGCAAGUCUGCUGCCAGUGCUUUAGCUACCGUGGCAACGACAAGUCUGUCAAGUGCAAUGAAAUUGACAAGGGCAGUCCAUUUUGUGCUGGCGGCAACAUGGACAUGUACAACGCUUGCAUGAACCGCAUUCAAUCGUGGGCCACCGAGUCGUAUGAUGGGGUCAUGCGCGACUUGGCGCUGUCGAAAGCCGACUUUAAGAUCAUCAACACCCACUACUCGCCCCACUACCACAUGAGUCGCCCGUUGGCAGAGAAAUGGUUCAACGUGACCAAACCACCACCACCUACCGCCGCCGCCGCUGUCAAGGGGGGGGUCCACGCCUGGUUUAACGGCCACACCCACGGGUUCAACCACGAUGUAACGACGUGGAAUACACACUUUUUUCAAAAUGGCGCUGGCGGGGGCAUUGUAAGUCAGAGUGGCGCCCAAGCCGACCCAAACGCCGCGAAAGUCCAUCCUGAAAUCGACACGGUGUGGGUCGCCGCGGGCCAACCGUAUGGAUUUAUGGAGGUGUCGGCUUCCAAGGAGUGGCUAAAAGUGCAGUUUGUGAGCUUUGACAAGGCGUGGGUGUUUGGAGGGCACAAAGUGGCCGACACUGUCGCAGGAGGCCUUGCCAGAGGCCAUUGCUGGUACAUUCACAAGUCCCUCGAUGGCCCGGGUGUGCCCUGUGCGUCGUCGAACGAUGGCGUAGUGGGGAUGCCCACUUGA